AUGGGUGUGACGUUGGUGGAGUCGGCCGAUGCUGUCAAAUAUGGAUGGGUGGCUAAAGAAUUGGUGGGGACCCCGUCAAUUAUGAAUAAUGAAGUGGAAAUAGAUGUUGACAUCAUGGUCGGCAGCCCUUUAGAUUGUUCAGUUCUUCCUAGGGGUGUCAAUAAUAAUAAUAGUAAUGAGGAGAGGGGUGUCAAUAAUAAUAAUAAUAAUAAUAAUAAUAAUAAUAAUAAUAAUAAUAAUAAUAAUAAUAAUAAUAAUAAUAAUAAUAAUAAUAAUAAUAAUAAUAAUAAUAAUAAUAAUAAUAAUAAUAAUAAUGAUAAUAAUAAUGAUAAUAAUAAUGAUAAUAAUAAUCAUAAUAAUAAUAAUAAUAAUAAUCAUGAUCAUAAUAAUAAUAAUAAUAAUAAUAAUAAUAAUAAUAAUAAUAAUAAUAAUAAUAAUAAUAAUAAUAAUAAUAAUAAUAAUAAUAAUAAUAAUAAUAAUAAUAAUAAUAAUAAUAAUAAUAAUAAUAAUAAUAAUAAUAAUAAUAAUAAUAAUAAUAAUAAUAAUAAUAAUAAUAAUAAUAAUAAUAAUAAUAAUAAUAAUAAUAAUAAUAAUAAUAAUAAUAAUAAUAAUAAUAAUAAUAAUAAUAAUAAUAAUAAUAAUAAUAAUAAUAAUAAUAAUAAUAAUAAUAAUAAUAAUAAUAAUAAUAAUAAUAAUAAUAAUAAUAAUAAUAAUAAUAAUAAUAAUAAUAAUAAUAAUAAUAAUAAUAAUAAUAAUAAUAAUAAUAAUAAUAAUAAUAAUAAUAAUAAUAAUAAUAAUAAUAAUAAUAAUAAUAAUAAUAAUAAUAAUAAUAAUAAUAAUAAUAAUAAUAAUAAUAAUAAUAAUAAUAAUAAUAAUAAUAAUAAUAAUAAUAAUAAUAAUAAUAAUAAUAAUAAUAAUAAUAAUAAUAAUAAUAAUAAUAAUAAUAAUAAUAAUAAUAAUAAUAAUAAUAAUAAUAAUAAUAAUAAUAAUAAUAAUAAUAAUAAUAAUAAUAAUAAUAAUAAUAAUAAU
Messenger RNA from Vicia villosa (hairy vetch), 1029 nucleotides. RefSeq lists its product as uncharacterized. The annotation marks the transcript as partial. The record is from RefSeq and is a predicted model, not a curated record. The transcript has 2 exons. NCBI's taxonomy places the organism in Eukaryota, Viridiplantae, Streptophyta, Magnoliopsida, Fabales, Fabaceae.